Paracoccidioides lutzii Pb01 is the source of this 303-nucleotide messenger RNA. RefSeq lists its product as hypothetical. The transcript has a single exon. Bases 1 to 303 code for a protein of 100 amino acids. The record is from RefSeq and is a predicted model, not a curated record.
AUGAAUUACAAUACACUCAGACCCUUGCAAAAGCUAGAUUACAUAGCAGCAUCCGGAGACGUGGGCGUCGAAAAACUUCCAAGGAUUAGGACCCUUCCACUGGGAGUGCCGCUGCAUCUGAAAGACAAACCUAAGCAUUUUAAUGGGUUUCAUAGCGGCAACAGUAUGGGAACACCGUUCCCGGAAGCACUUACCUGCAUGAUCCCCUCAUCAGUCCAAGACCCGCCCCAGGACGAAUUGCUAGAUACCCAGCAAGCUCAUGCUGGAACGGAUUUCUUUCUGCUAAGUGGCUCCCAUCAAUGA